Molecule: messenger RNA, 1772 nt
Organism: Amphiprion ocellaris (clown anemonefish)
Lineage: Eukaryota; Metazoa; Chordata; Actinopteri; Pomacentridae
Exons: 1
Coding region: 822-1577 (251 amino acids)
Source: RefSeq, a predicted model, not a curated record
AAUAAAACUUUGUACAUACAACUUUAUAUGAGUAUUGAACAGGUUCUCUACUUUUCUCUGCAGGAUCAGUAACGUCUCAUCUAAAUACAAGGACAUCAUCUCCAAAAGUGUUCUGCUGCAUCCAGGAUCUCCUUCUAUCUACCAGUUGGGACCAAAGAAAGAGACCUUUGGAACUCUGACAAAACUGACUGUUGGAGAAUGAAAUGUGAAAAAGAUAAAUGAAACCAUCUUACUUGUGGGAGAAACAGGAUCAGGAAAAUCUUCUCUGAUCAAUGCUCUGGUCAACCACAACAUGGGAGUAAAGUUGGGAGGAUGAAGUCUGCUUUCAGAUCGUAGAUGAGGGGAAGAGAAGUCAGACAAAAAGUCAGACAUCAGAUGUGAUCGUAUACCAGGUUUUUGGUUUUGAAGGUAAAACUCUGCCCUACUCUCUGACCAUCAUCGAUACUCCUGGAUUUGGAGACACCAGAAGAAUCGAGCAUGACAUCCUCGUCACUCAAGGGUUGUUGGACUUGUUUCGAUCAGCUGAUGGAGUUCAUGAAGUUAAUGCAGUGGGUCUGGUGAUGAAGUCCAGUGAAAAUCGACUGAGUGACCGACUGUGGUACAUCUUUGAUUCAGUGAUGUCUCUGUUUGGAAAAGGCAUAGAGAAAAACAUCGUAGCUCUCAUCACACACUCAAAUGGAACAAAUCCUGAAAAUGUUCUUCAGGCUCUUGAAGCUGCAGAGAUCAAAUGUGCCAGAGAUGAGAAGAAUCAGCCUGUUUAUUCGUGUUUGAUAACUGCCUGAACAAACAGAGAACAAAGAAAGACAAGUCAGGGUUAGAGCAUGCAUGUAGAGUAUCAGAUAAAAUUGAGCGAGUUCAUGACCUUCCUGGAAGAAACUGGGCCUCAGAAGAUGAAUACAACAGUUGAAGUGCUGAAUGAACGAGUCAGACUGACAGCCUGCAUCCAAAACCUGCAAGAGAGAAUCGGGUUUAUUGAAGAAAAACAGACAGAAAUCAAACAGACUGAAGAAGCUCUGAAGAAACAUGAAGAGGAGAUGAAGAAGAACAAGAACUUCACUGUGGAAGUUGAUGAGACCUACAAAGAUAAGAAACCUAUCAAAGGUGGGAUGUGGGGGUUAGUGUUUUAUGAUGGAGCUGUCACCUGUAAAGUCUGUGAAGAGAACUGUCACUAUCCUGGAUGUACAACGGCACCGAGUCCUCAACGUUGUGAGAUCCUGAAAGAUGGCCGCUGUACUUCUUGUACUAGGAAGUGUCCUGUAGAAGAUCAUGUGAAAGAAGAGAAGAUAUAUGUGACCAAGACGAGGAGAGUGAAGAAGACUCUGGAAGACAUGAAAAAGAAAUAUGAUGACAAUCUGGCAGAAAGGGAGAAGAAGUCGAGUCUUCUGGAAAAUCUGAAAACAGAAAUGAAUCAGCUGGAAGCAGAUAAAACUCGGUGGCUGGAGGAGGCCUACCAACAUGUUGUCAACCUGGAAAAGAUCACUCUGAAAGCUCAUUCAAUUUCCACCUACGUCCACCUGGACUUCCUGAUUGAGAAGAUGAAGGAGAAAGGAGAUGCAGAGAAGGUCCAGGAGCUGUAGGAGAUGAAAAGACAACAGGAAGAAGUUGUUGAUGUUGUUGGAGCUGAUUCUGAUCUUUCAGGAUAAAAAGCUGCUUUUCCUUCACAGACUUUUCAGGAAAUUAUUCUCUCAGGUUUUCUCUGCUAUUUAUAUUUUUAUUAUCUGUGAUUAUUUCAUUAUUUCAUUGUAAAAUAAAGUUUGAGGCAUAAAGACUCA